Fusarium vanettenii 77-13-4 is the source of this 1155-nucleotide messenger RNA. RefSeq lists its product as uncharacterized. The coding region runs from base 1 to 1155 and encodes 384 amino acids. The transcript is spliced from 7 exons. The record is from RefSeq and is a predicted model, not a curated record. NCBI's taxonomy places the organism in Eukaryota, Fungi, Ascomycota, Sordariomycetes, Hypocreales, Nectriaceae. Gene Ontology annotation, biological process: biosynthetic process; amino acid metabolic process. Gene Ontology annotation, molecular function: transaminase activity; pyridoxal phosphate binding.
AUGUUGUCAGCACGAGGAACCGCCUGGACGAGAUAUGGUUAUCUCCACGGCAAGGAGAACGCCUACGACCCCGUCAAGAAUCCCAAAGGUGAUGUCAUCCUCACCAAUGCUUUCAACCAUGAUCUCGACAAGAGUCUCCUCACAUAUGGUGAAGGCUACACAGGAACGCUGCGACUUCGCUCUGCCAUGGCAAAGCACUUGAACAGACACUUCCAUCCAGCUCAGGCCAUUGAUGCCGAGGAAAUCACCUUUACUGCAGGAGUAACCAACCUUAACGAGGUUUGUGCCUUGGUCACAUGCGAUCCUGGGGAGGCUAUCAUGCUUGGGAGACCUAUUUAUGGACCCUUCUCCAAGGACUUUGUGAUGAGAACUGGAGUGAAUCUUGAAUAUGUGUCAGUGGGGGAUACAGACCAAUUCUCGCCUGGUUGCAUUGCAGGUUAUGAAGCUGGAUUUGAGGACGCGAAAGCCAGAGGCGUCAACAUCAAGGCGUUGGUUAUAUGCAACCCACACAACCCUAUAGGACAAUGCUAUCCUCGCGAGACACUGGUUGCACUUUUGAAGUUCUGCGCAUCAAAGGGUAUCCAUCUUAUCAGUGAUGAGAUAUACGCACUUUCAGUCUACAGCCGAGACGGUGAUGGGUCGGAGAAGUUUACAUCUCUUCGCGCUGUAGAUCCUUCGGGCAUUAUAGACCCUAGUCAGGUUCAUAUUCUUCAUGGAAUGUCCAAGGACUACGCAGCAGCGGGUCUUCGACUUGGAUGCGUCAUUACGCAGAACAAAGAGUUUUCCAAGGCUGUGCGUGCCAUUUGCCGAUUCUCUUCGCCGUCGCAAUUGUCCAUGGACCUGGCAGCCAAGUUCCUCGAAGACGAGGCAUUUGUAGACCAGUUCCUGGAAAAGUCGCGAGCCAGGCUACACUCAGGCCGUGCCUUGACUGAUACACUCUUAAAAGAAGCCAAUAUUGACUAUCACGAAAAAGGGCAAGCCGAGAAGAGAUUUUCCCAGCGCCUCACCCGGGCCGGAGUCAUUAUGGACACAGGGAGUGAAUAUCGGGCGCCUCGGGCGGGAAGAUUUCGCCUGAUGUUUACCGUCGACGAGGGGACUCUCCGUGAGGGGGUCAAGAGGUUAGUGUCAAGCCACAUGUUGGUGAUGGUUUACUAA